Molecule: messenger RNA, 506 nt
Organism: Staurois parvus
Lineage: Eukaryota; Metazoa; Chordata; Amphibia; Anura; Ranidae
Source: the annotation of a GenBank genome assembly
CACCUAGGCAUGCAGACUGCUUCUACAAACAUUUGUGAAAGAAUGGGUUGCUCUCAGGAUUUCAGUGAAUUCAAGCAUGGUAACGUGAUAGGUUGCCACCCGUGCAAUAAGUCCAUCCAUGAAAUUUCCUUGCUACUAUAUAUUCCACGGUCAACUGUUAGUGGUAUUAUAAGUGGAGCAACUGGGAACAACAGCAACUCAGCCACGAAGUGGUAGGCCACGUAAAAUGACAGUGGGGUCAACUCAUGCUGAGACACACAGUGCGCAGAAGUCACCAACUGUCUACAGAGUCAAUAGCUAAAGACCUCCAAACCUGGUGUGGCCUUCAGAUAUGCACAACAACCGUAUGUAGAGAGCUUCAUGGAAUGGGUUUUCAUGGCCGAGCAGCUGCAUCUAAGCCUUACACCACCAAGUACAAUGCAAAUCGUCGGAUGCAGUGGUGUAAAGCACGUCAUCACUGGACUCUAGAGCGGUACUUGCCUGACUGCAUUGUGCCAAGUGUAAUG